Molecule: messenger RNA, 2160 nt
Organism: Rotaria sp. Silwood2
Lineage: Eukaryota; Metazoa; Rotifera; Eurotatoria; Philodinida; Philodinidae
Source: the annotation of a GenBank genome assembly
AUGUAUCAUAAUAACUCUUCGGACAAUGACCCGUACGAAGAAUGUGGGCUCUAUCGUUUUUCAAGUAAUAGUGGCCUUGGCAAAUGUGGUUCGCACGAUGGUGAUUAUAGGCUAUAUAAAAAAACAGAUUUAGAAGUUCGUCCAGUACAGAUUGAUGGACCGUCACUUUCUGAAUAUGAAUUAAUUUGCAGUCGUUAUCCAUUAGUGUAUAUCAAUGAUAUUUCUGCUAUUUGUCCAAAACAUCGAAGCAUGUUAUGUGAAAAUUACAAUCCAAUUGAAAAAUGUAUUGCUUGUGAUAAAAAAAUUGAUCCUCAUUAUAGCAAACGUUGUGGCAUAGUAGCGUCCAGAUUUUUAAAACAAAUCAAUCGUCGUAAAACACCAAUAGGUGGAUAUAUUUGCCGAAGCUGUCAACAUUACCAUGAGCCAAUGAUAUCGCAAUACAAACACAGUAUAGUUAAUUCCGAUACACAUUGGGAAGCAACUGACCACCAAGUGGCAUUGCCAUCUUCACUUGUUGUCGAAUCUCUACCGACUUCAGUAAAAAUCAUGGCUACAAUAAAACAACAGCCAACUGAUGCAUCGGCUAUAGAUCAAAAGUAUUGCCAUAAAAUGUCAACGGAUUAUGAUACUCAAUCGAUUUCAGCAACGAACUCGUUAGCCACUGAUCAGGACAAAUUAAAAUUUACUCGUACAACUGCAAAUUCCGAACCAUCUUCUGCAUCGAAAACCGAUCAACAUGACACUUUAAUUUCCACUGAGAAGCCAUCGUUACAAUCGCAAAAGAUAUCACCUUCGGAUAUUUUAUUACAUAUUUAUGAUUUUUCAUCGAAUACUUUUCACCUGAGAUCAGUUAAACCAGAGACAACUCUAAGACAAAUAAAAACUGAAAUGUCUCGUUUCUCAAAUUCACCGCAAAUACAACUAAUAAUUUUCAAUGUACGUAAACAUAUAAAAGUAUCAGAUAACGAUCUUUAUAAAAGAAUUGGCGAUUUAGAUGUUAAAGAUAAUGAUAUGAUUAGUUAUGAUCUGGUAACAAAAAAUGAGCCGUCUUAUUCUUCCACCCGUUCCUUUGAUACAUAUUCUGAUCGUUUGAUCAUGACACCAGAGCCAGGUCUCCGUGGUUUAGAAAAUACCGGUAAUAAAUGUUUUAUGAAUAGUGCAUUGCAAUGUUUAAGUAAUAUACCGCCAUUAACUCAAAAAUUUCUUGAAAUCUAUCAAGCACAACAGCAGGCACAUCAAGAUCGUCGUAAUGCAGGAACAAAUAAAAACAAGAAGAAAGAUGAAAAAGAAACAAUUGUAACGAUAUACGCAAAUUUUAUUUCAGACUUGUGGUCUGGUGAACAUCGAUCAUUAGAAUACCCAAGAGCAUUAAAUGAUUUUAUUUCUAAGAUUGCACCAAGAUUUGCUAGCUGGAGGCAACAAGACUCAUUUGAAUUUAUGUCUAUCUUAUUAGAUGAAUUGCACGAAGCAUUCAAUGAUGGUGGUAAUAUAGACAGAAAAAUAGAUGUUGAUGAAAAUGCUGAUGACGAUGACGAUGGCGAUCAUAUUUCUAUUAUCUCGGAACUUUUUUAUUCCGUAAUUAAAACAUACGUCCGUUGCCUUGAAUGUCAAAAGAUUAGCGAGACGAAAGAGUCACUUCGUUUUUUAUCAUUUCCCAUAACAGAAAAUUCGAAUCGAAAAUCACUUUCUCUCACAGAUUGUCUUGAAAACUUUACAGCUAUCGAAACAUUUGACGAUAAAAACGCAAAAUGGUAUUGUUCACAAUGUAACAAGUUAACCAAGGCAAAAAAGCAAGUCAAAUUAUUUACAUUGCCAAAAAUACUUCUAAUUCAACUCAAAAGAUUUAACUAUGAUCCACGAUCACCUCACAAUAACUGCAAAAUUGAAACAAUGGUUACAUAUCCACUAAAAUGUAUGAAUCUAAAUGCUUAUUUAACUGAAGAUAGAAAUCAUGAUCAUAAAGAUAUUUAUUAUGAUUUAAUCUGUGUUUCAAAACAUAUGGGAAGUCUUCGUGGUGGUCAUUAUGUUACAUAUGCAAAAAAUGUUGAAAAGGAAAAAUGGUACUGUUUCGAUGAUCGAUGGGUCAAUGAAAUUGAUGAAGAAACAGUUGUUACAAGAGAUGCUUAUAUCCUAGUUUAUGCCCAACGGAAAUUAAAUUGA